Molecule: messenger RNA, 1344 nt
Organism: Rhodotorula graminis WP1
Lineage: Eukaryota; Fungi; Basidiomycota; Microbotryomycetes; Sporidiobolales; Sporidiobolaceae
Exons: 3
Biological process (GO): DNA replication initiation; mitotic DNA replication checkpoint signaling
Cellular component (GO): nuclear origin of replication recognition complex
Molecular function (GO): ATP binding; ATP hydrolysis activity; DNA replication origin binding
Source: RefSeq, a predicted model, not a curated record
CCGACGUCGGCCAACGCGCUCCCGCCGCUCCUCGACGCGCGCGAGCUCGCCAAGUUGUCGCCGUUCGACCGCGCCAAGGCGCUCCUGCACGUGUCGGCGACGCCCGAGUCGCUCCCGUGCCGCGACGAGCAGCGCGAGCGCAUCCGCCAGUUCCUCGGCGACGCCAUCCUCGGCAGGACGGGCGGAUGCCUCUAUGUUCACGGUGUGCCCGGGACAGGAAAGACGGCGACCGUGCACAGCGUCGUGCGGGAGCUGCAGAAGGACGAGGACAUGGACGCGUUCACGUUCGUCGAGAUCAACGGCAUGAAGAUCAGCGAGCCCAUGGCGGCCUUCUCGCACCUGUGGUCGGCCCUCGCCCCGUCGUCGACCUCGUCGUCGUCGUCGCACGCCUCGACCCCGCCGCGCAAGACGUCGCCCAAGGCGGCCCUCGCCGCCCUCGAGCACCACUUUGCCAACCCGGACCCGGCCCGCCCGACGACGGUCGUCCUCGUCGACGAGCUCGACCAGAUGCUCACCAAGCGCCAGGACGUCCUGUACAACUUCUUCAACUGGCCUCACGUCGCCCACUCGCGGCUCGUCGUCGUCGCCGUCGCCAACACGAUGGACCUGCCCGAGCGCGAGCUGAGCGGCAAGAUCCGCAGUCGACUCGGCACGAACCGCAUCCCGUUCCAGCCCUACACGUGGGCAGAGCUCAAGCGCAUCCUCGAGGCCCGCCUCGCGCUCGUCGCCCUCCCUUCCUCGUCGACCUCGACCUCGUCGCCCCCGCCGCCACCUCUCUUCGACGACGUCGCGCUGCAAAAGAUCGCCAAGUCGGUCGCCGGCAUCUCGGGCGACGCGCGCAAGGCGCUCGACGUCGCCCGUCGCACGCUCGACCGCGUCGCGCUCCGACUCGCGGCGUCGCCCUCGUCGGGAGCGGCAGGCUCGACCGCGCCCGUCGUGCGGUGCACGAUCCAGGACGCGACGGCGGCGUACAACGACAUGACGCGCACCGGUCCCGCGACCUUUGUCCGGCGCCAGUCGACGCACGCCAAGGUGCUCCUGCUCGCCGUCGCCCAGUGCGCCAAGCGCGCCGGCGUGCCCGACGUCGAGCUCGACACGGUCCUCGCGUGGCACGGCGACUUUGUGCGCCAGGCCGCGCUCGUCGACGCGCGGGCCCUGUACCCGGCGAGCAGGAGCGAGCUCGUCGGCGUCGUCGCGCAGCUGCACGCGCAGCGGCUCGUCGCCACAGAGUCGCAGCGGCUCGACGUGUUUCAGCGCGUGAGGGCGUGCGUCGACGAGGGCGACUUGUUUGCGGCGCUCAGGGAGGACGAGGUGCUCAAGGCGCACGUGCCCAAGGUGCUCUGA